This is a messenger RNA of Adineta steineri, 4500 nucleotides long. The record is from the annotation of a GenBank genome assembly. Lineage: Eukaryota; Metazoa; Rotifera; Eurotatoria; Adinetida; Adinetidae.
AUGGCUUCUAUGGAUGAUAGUAGUUCAAUUGGUGGUUCAUUGGGUGGGGAAAUAUUCGAUGUUCUUGAUGAAGACAAAAUUUUGGAUUCGAAUUCAAAUCCAGAUAUUGAAAUACAAGUUGCUUCCAAGAAGAAGAAGAAGCCUGAUGAAACAUCACUAUAUAUGGUUAACAAAACUGAGAAAUCCUGCUUUUGGGCUGUAGUAACGAGUGGUGCCUUUCUAUCUUUUAUAUGUUCAAGCAUAGCAAUGAUUAUCGGUUCACUGAUAGUUGUUUAUACUAUGUACAAAACGCCAGUUGCCAAGUGUGAUAUGAACUUCGCUUUGGUAAAUCCUAUACAAGUCGAAUACAAUUAUCGUCCACAAUCUGUUGCCGUUGGUGAUUUCAACAAUGAUACUUCGAUGGAUAUUGUUGUUGCAAAUCGUGCAACGAAUAAUAUAGCUGUGUUUCUUGGACAUGGUAAUGCUGGUUUAUCAUCAAAAUCGGUCACUUAUUCUACUGGUACUAAUUCUACUCCGUGUAUGGUAACUGUUGGCGAUUUCAACAAUGAUGGUCGACCUGAUAUUGCUGUUGCAAAUUAUGGUGUUAAUAAUGUUGGGAUAUUUCUCGGACUUGGAAACGGAGUCUUUGGAAGUCAAAGUACACUUUCAACUGGUUCAUCACGUCCUCUUUCGAUUUAUGUAGCUGAUCUGAAUAAUGAUAAAGCACAAGAUAUCAUCGUAGUCAACUAUGGUACCCAGAGUAUCAGCAUAUUUUAUGGAUCUGGAACUGGUAAAUUUUCGAAUGCGAUGACAUUUUUUACAGGAUAUGAUUCUAUUCCCAUGGGGAUUGUUGUUGGAGAUUUCAACAAUGAUAAACAAAUGGAUAUCGCUAUUGCCAAUUCAGGCACAAAUAACGUUGGUAUAUUACUCGGAAAUGGCAACAGUAGUUUUUCAACUCAGACUAUCUUUUCGACUGGUUAUGGUUCACAUCCAUACUCGAUUGCCACUUAUGAUUUUAAUGGUGACAACUUCUUAGACAUUGUCGUAGCAAAUCAUGGUAGUAAUAGUGUCGGUGUACUUUUGGGAUAUGGCAACGGAUCUUUUGCACAUUCAACGAUCUAUUCAGUCGGUAAUUCUACUCCGAUUUCUGUUGUCAUUGGUGACAUGAAUAAUGACAAUCAUAUGGAUUUAGUGGUUACAAAUAAUGGGACUAAUGAUAUUACAGUUUUUAUUGGAUAUACUAAUGGUAGUUUUGCAAGUCCAGCAAUGUAUUCAACUGGCUCUUUAUCUUCAGUUUCAGUUGCCAUAACUGAUUUUAACAAUGAUGGUAUACUAGAUGUUGUUGUCAUUCACAAUGAAACUAACACCAUCGGUAUUCUUCUUGGGUAUAGCAAAGGAUUUCUAAACCAAAUACAAUAUUCAGCUGGAACUAAUCCAGAUACUAUAGCUGUUGGCUAUUUCAAUAAUGAUACUUAUCUAGAUAUGGUCGUUGGUAAUUAUGGUAGUAACGAUGUAAGUGUUCGAUUGGGAUAUGGUAAUGGGUCGUUUGGAAAUGAAACAAGAUUUCCGACUGGUUCUGGACCACUAGCAUUAGUUGUUGGUGAUUUUAACAAUGAUGCACAACUAGAUAUCAUUGUAGCUAAUUAUUUAGAAAACACUAUAAGUAUACUUUUGGGAUAUGGGAAUGGUUCCUUUGCAAAUCAAACAAAAUAUGCAACUGGUAGUGGCCCAUCUUCUUUAGCUAUUGGUGAUUUUAAUAAAGACACUCAUUUAGAUAUUGUUGUCGCUAAUUCUGGUUCCUUCGCUAACACCAUAAGUGUACUUCUCGGAAAUGGGGAUGGUACUUUCGCCGUUGCAAUGAUGUAUGCAACAGGUUUUGGUCCAUGGGCUUUAGAUGUGGGUGAUUUCAACAAUGAUACUAUACUGGAUGUUGUCGUCAUUAACAGUUGGCAGAACACUGUUAGCAUACUUUUAGGUAUUGGUGAUGGUUCUUUUCCAAAUCAGACUAUGUAUUCCACUGGUAAUGGACCACAGUCAGUAGUUGUUGGUGAUUUUAAUAAUGAUGCUAAACCAGAUUUAGUCGUUGCUAAUCGGGGUGACGCAAGUGUAAGUGUAUAUUUGGGGUAUGGUGAUGGUUCAUUUACAAAUCAAAUAAUGUAUUCGGUUGGUUCUGUACCAAACGCUAUAGUUGUUGGUAAUUUCAGCAAAGAUGCAUAUUUAGAUAUGGUUGUCGCUAAUCAAGGUGAUAACGAUGUCAGCUUACUUCUUGGAUUUGGUAAUGGUAGUUUUGCAAUUCAAACAAUAUAUUCAACUGGCUUAGCACCAAAUGCUAUAGCUGCUGGUGAUUUUAAUAAUGAUCAUCUACUGGAUAUUGUUACCGCUAAUCUAGAUGAUAACAGUGUUAGUGUAUUACUUCAUUUUGUUGGAGGAGAUCUGACAAGUGAAGCAACAUAUGCAUCUGGUGGUGGUUCAGAUUUAAAAUAUGUUAUUACUGGUGAUUUUAACAACGACACACAUCAAGAUCUCGUCAUUGCUAACUAUGGAACUAAUAAUAUUGGUGUUCUCCUUGGAAAUGGAACAGGUAUCUUUGCAAAUCAAAUUAAUUUUACAAUGGGUUCAAAUUCUCAUCCGACUUCAAUCGCUGCCGGUGACUUUAAUAAAGAUGGUCAAGCAGAUCUUGCAGUUGCGAAUUAUGGCACGAAAUAUAUUGGAAUGCUUCUUGGAAAUGGAACAGGAUGGUUUACAAGUCAAGUAGUUUAUGGUGAUAGUAUGAAUUUUGCUCCGUUAUUUAUAGCUGCUGGUGACUUUAAUGGUGAUGGACAAGCAGAAACUGUAGUUGCUUAUGAUGGUAGUGAUAAUGUGGAUAUAUUUAAUGUAUUUGAUACAGGAUUUUUCUCUCCUCAUAAAACUUACCCAGCUGAUCUUGGUCCAUGGUCUUUAGCCUAUGGUGAUUUUAAUAGUGACAGCCAACUGGAUAUCGUCGUUGUUAAUAGUCUUGCAAAUAGCAUUAGUAUACUUUUCGGAUACGGCAAUGGUUCUUUUGCAAUUGGACCAGAAUAUCCGACUGGUCCAGGUCCAUCAUCUGUAGUUGUUGAAGAUUUUAACAAUGAUACUCAACUCGAUAUUAUUGUUGCUAAUAUGAAUGAUAUUUUUUUAGUUGUAUAUCUUGGAUACGGUAAUGGGUCCUUUGUGCUUUUAUACACUCCUCUAACUGGGUCUGGUCCAGCAGCUAUAGUUGUUGGUGAUUUCAACAAUGACAAACAAUUGGAUAUCGUAGUUGCUAAUUUUUAUAACAAUACUGUAAGUGUACUUCUUGGGUAUGGUAAUGGUGGUUUUGCAGAUCAAGUAACAUAUGUAACUGGAUCAUCUCCAACUGCUAUAGCUGCCGGUGAUUUCAACAAUGAUGACCAACUAGAUAUCGUCGUCGCUAAUAAUGGUGAUGCAACUAUAAGUGUACUUUUCGGAUAUAGUGAUGGAUCUUUUGGAAAUCAAACAACUUAUCCAACGGGAACUUAUCCAUUUUUUGUAGGUAUUGGUGAUUUUAACAAUGAUACUCAACUAGAUAUUGUCGUUGCAAAUGAUGGUACCAACAAUGUAGGUUUACUUCUCGGAUAUGGCAAUGGUUCGUUCGCAAAUCAGACAACAUUUACAGUUGGCAAUUCACCACAGGCACUAGCUGUUGGUGAUGUGAAUAACGACAAUCUAUUAGAUAUUGUCGUCGCUAAUACAGGUGACAACACUGUUAGCGUACUUCUCGGAUAUGGUAAUGGUGCUUUUGCAAAAGCGACAGCAUAUCGAACUGGAUUUAUGCCAUACUUUGUAGCUCUUGCUGAUUUCAAUAAUGAUAAUCGACUGGAUAUCGUCGUUGCUAAUUAUCGAGACAGUCGUAUGGGUAUUCUUUUGGGAUAUGCGAACAUUGCUUUUGUUAAACAAAUGACACUUAUAACUGGUAAUGGUUCUCGACCAAAAUCGUUUGUUAUUGGAGAUUUUAACAAAGAUAAUCGACUUGAUAUUGCUGUUACAAAUUCUGGUACAAAUAAUAUGGGUAUAUUUCUAGGCUUUGGAAAUGGUUCUUUCGCACUUCAGACAACAUAUGCAACUGGUUCUACUCCAUCGUCCAUAUCUACUGGCGAUUUCAAUAAUGACACCAUACUAGAUAUUGUUGUGGCUAAUAGUGGCAGUGAUAGUGUUAGUGUACUUUAUGGAUAUUCCAAUGGUUCUUUUUCAAAUCAAACAACAUUUACAACUGGUUUUGAAUCUGAACCAUAUGCAAUAGCUGUUGGUCAUUUUAAUAAAGACAUCUUUUUAGAUAUCGUCGUCAUUAAUUAUGGUCUGAGCAAUGUAUAUGUAUUUCUUGGAUAUAAUAAUGGUACAUUCGUAGGUGUAUCCGCUUUUACACUCGGUUUUGGAUCGUCACCAACAUCUUUAGCUGUUGCUGAUUUGAAUAAUGAUAAAAUGUUGGAUUUUGCUGUUGUGAACGGUGGUACUGAUAACUUAAAAAUUCUUCUAGAAACUUGUUAA